AUGGCCGUCCCUCCUGCUGUCUGCCAGUUCUCAGACCGUCUCGCCACCGCGCUCAAUGCUGCCCAAACCCAGGAGGCCAGCGCCCACGGCAAUCACCACCACACCCCUUCGUCCUUCUCCGGGACGUCUUCCGUAGCCUCGCACAUCCACGAUGGCUCCACACACCACGAACAUGGUCAUUACCAUGACGAUGGGGCCGGUGGACUGUGGACACCCGAAGAGCAUGGGCAUACUCACGAGCAUUUGGAACAUGCUGGAAAGUUUGCCGAGAGGGAUAUGCCCGACUACAGCGGAAGGAACUGGGAAGAGCGGGCUUUCACCAUUGGUAUUGGCGGACCUGUUGGCUCAGGAAAGACUGCCUUGCUACUGGCUCUGUGUCGAGGAUUUAGAGAAAAGUACAACAUCGCUGCUGUGACGAACGACAUUUUCACUCGGGAAGAUCAAGAGUUCCUCAUCCGAAACCAGGCUCUCCCCGCUGAGCGCAUUCGUGCCAUUGAGACCGGUGGAUGCCCUCAUGCGGCUAUCAGAGAAGACAUCUCGGCCAACAUGGGCGCUCUUGAGGAGUUGCAGGCUCAGUUCGAGACUGAGCUACUGUUUGUCGAAAGCGGAGGCGACAAUCUUGCUGCAAACUACUCGAGGGAGCUUGCAGACUAUAUCAUCUACGUUAUCGAUGUCAGUGGUGGUGAUAAGAUUCCCAGGAAGGGUGGACCGGGCAUAACGCAAUCCGAUCUCUUGAUCGUCAACAAGAUCGAUCUGGCACCCCAUGUCGGUGCUUCUCUCGAGGUGAUGCGCCGGGAUGCUGCUGCCAUGCGUGGUACUGGACCCACCCUAUUCACUUCAGUCCGCAACAACGACGGUGUGAGCGAUGUCAUGGAGGCUAUCAUCAGCUCCUGGAAGGCGAGCGGGGCGGCCAAGGUGUCUCAGAAGUAG
Messenger RNA from Cryptococcus wingfieldii CBS 7118, 930 nucleotides. Its product is annotated as urease accessory protein UreG. The transcript has 6 exons. Lineage: Eukaryota; Fungi; Basidiomycota; Tremellomycetes; Tremellales; Cryptococcaceae. The coding region runs from base 1 to 930 and encodes 309 amino acids. Gene Ontology annotation, molecular function: nickel cation binding; GTPase activity. The record is from RefSeq and is a predicted model, not a curated record.